Molecule: messenger RNA, 486 nt
Organism: Penicillium cataractarum
Lineage: Eukaryota; Fungi; Ascomycota; Eurotiomycetes; Eurotiales; Aspergillaceae
Exons: 1
Coding region: 1-486 (161 amino acids)
Source: RefSeq, a predicted model, not a curated record
AUGGAUACUACCUUGCGACCAGCUCAUGGUCCCCAGACCCCCGCCCAGUCUUCUACAUUCUCUUCCUCCUCCUCUACCACUCUCGGUACCUCUUCCAAUCUCACAGCCACGGUAGAACAGCCUUCAAAUCCCUUCAGUAUCCCCGCAAAACCCGUCAACCCUGCCUUUGCGACACCCCUUCAACCAGCCUCGGCCUAUACUACACAGUCCGCCAUGUCGCAGACACAACCCUUGGCACAAAAUUUCUCCGAUCCAGCUUGUGCCUCCGGGUUACAAAUCCCUUCUCAAGGCAUGAACGAGUCUAUACCACGAUCAGAGGUACCGCUCGCAAAUCAGCCUGCCACCGACUACCCGCACCAAGUAAACGGCCUCGGGGGUCCGACUGCCACAGCGCCGUUCCUUCAAGACUUUAGUCUAGUCGCCGAGGCAGCCAAGCGCGCCCAGAUGUCUAUCGUCAUGCGAGACCUCGAGAGCGUGACUCUCUAG